GUGAUGAUAUCUGUAAAGGUGAUAGAAUGGUACAAAUAUUGAUAAAACAUUGAACCUGGCACCACUGACGCAGACGUUUAAUUUUUUGGUUGUCAACAAACGUGAAGCAGGAAGAAGAAGACGAAGCACGAAAAAAUCGGUGUGGUUGCGGUCAAGCAAAUUUGUGCGCUAUUUCGUCGGAUUCGCGCGGAACUUAGUUUUCAACACAGUCCGGGAGACGGAACUAAGUUUUGUUCAGCAGUCGCAAUGUUUGUGCGGCAGUUCUGUGAGCGUUCCGUUAGUUCCAGUCAGGAACUAGACCGAUCUUUGAAGCGGCUGGAUGAAGAUGUAAAACGCCCUGGAAGAAUUUCGGGCCGAGAUCUGGAAGAUGUUCUAGAGGAAAUGAGAAUUAACCGUUUCGCUUCCAGCGCUCAAUAUUAACUGGUUUUUCGUUGUUGCGGUAACCUCCCAAGCAACCAGAAUUCCCUUAAAAAGGUUCCAUAGAAGCUUAAUCAGCUCUCGUUUGUGUCUGAAGAGAAUGCUAAUCAGCCCAAAAUUUAAGUUCUUAAAGCUACUUUCAAGUUCGUUUAGGGGGCUGUAGAGAACGCUAUUCAGCUCCUAAGAGAAUGUCAAGAAACUUCUACGCGCCGAAAAAAAAAUCCAAUUGACAGAUUGCUCUGACUACCACUUGUCAGAUUGCUAGGUUGCCGGUCUAUCAUGGUCUAUCUCAUUGAUUUUAAUUGUAUUGUUUUGAUUACAAAAGCUGCUUACACGCCUAGAGAAUUGAACCGCUGCUCUCUAGGUUGCAAUGAAACUCACCAGCCUCUCGACCAAUCCAGCAAUAGCUAAUUGCCACUGUAAUGAUAAGUAUUUAAACUUAAUGUCAUUUGAGAUGAUUGAGUGGGUUGGUCAACAGAAGGUACCUUAUUUCUUUCAAAGGACUUUCAGUACACAAUAUGAAUCAUAACAAAAAUUCGCAUCAUCAAAAAUUUAUUCGAAUAUCUUAUUUAACAUUUAUAAGAAAAAUUCGAAAAAAUCUUGAAUUCCAUUUGUAAAUAUCAGUACAGAUAUAAACAAAAAAAAAUACCAUGACAAGAAAUUGACAGACAUUUUUGACAUGUCGCUUAGAAUUCCCAUAUAGGUUCUUUAAAACACCUUCAAGUAUCUUAAUGGUGCGCUUUAGUAUGUUACGCGAACGUUAUCGACCUUCUUGAAUAACAUUUUUGACAUGUCGCUUAGAAUUCCCAUAUAGGUUCUUUAAAACACCUUCAAGUAUCUUAAUGGUGCGCUUUAGAAUGUUACGCGAACGUUAUCGACCUUCUUGAAAAACAUUUUUGACAUGUCGCUUAGAUUUCCCAUAUAGGUUCUUUAAAACGCCUUCAAGUAUCUUAAUGGUGCGUUUUGGAAUGUAACGCGAACGCUAUCGACCUUCUUGAAAGAAGUUCCAUUAAAAGCGCUUAGAAGCUCCGUUAUCGAUAGUUUAACCUUUCAAAGGGCGAUGGAAGUUCCUGAGUAACUUUUACGCGACAAGAGUCACCUGAGGUUCCCGUAAUACAUUUUUUCAGCCAAAUGUGAACUUCGGAGUUCGGAGUUAAGUAAAAACGCGACUUUUGGUUGCUUGGGCUAGUUCCAGAAGAGCUUCCCGAGGUGCGUAUAGCUCUGGUUCAGGAGAUAUGGAAAACGUUGAACAGCUUGAACGUAGCAAUGGACAUUUCCCACUACAACGCCCUUUUUCGGGUGUAUUUGGAUAAUGAGCACUCCUUCUCGCCAACGGAAUUUCUGGCGGAUCUGCAACCCAAGGGCGUUGAACCGAACCAGGUCACCUAUCAGCGAUUAUUUUCGCGCUACUGCCAAUAAGGAGCAACCAACAUCCUGGAAUUCCUGCGAGAGAAGCAGCUUCCAGUUAAUAAAUACGUUUUCAACGCUGCGUUAGGACUGCGUUGGUUAUAUUAAAUGAUAUUCAAUAAAAUGUUCCAAUUAGAAAACAAUUUCCAUUUUGAUCCGAAAAUCACCCUUAUACAUAAAAAUAUUGCGUGUGUGUGCGUGUUUUUUUCACGAACUAUUCCUAAAACGGUUUGAAUAAUGUUGGAAUAAAGUAAAGUCAAAUCGUUACACAACCAUUGACGUAAGCGUAUAGGAAUGAGAGCUCCUCGAACAAACUAUAACGAUAACAAUCCGAUGAUCUAAAUACUUUUUCAGCAAUCGGUUUUUAAACCAUACAUGGACUGCAUGUGGUACAGUUCGUCCAUACAAGUGUUUUAACGGUUAUUAACAAUUACAUAACCUAACGACAUAUUAAAAAUACUGUGAAUUUGGAAUUCACGAUUCAACCAAUGUAUUUCACAGUUCGAAUAAUCGUUUGCUAAAGGUUUUUUUACGCUUCAUCAAAUCGUCAUUUGACUAUUUAAGAAAUCGUUUGGUUAUAAUCCUUAUUUAUGCGGGUGUGUUUCCCCCGGCAGCGCUGGUGCGCAAUCCCCAAAUCUGGCUGGAAAAUCAGGCUGCCUUGUCGUCACCAUCAGCACCAGGACCAUCAGCAGAGGAGUGCAAAUUGUUUCCUCCCAAUCCAGGUUUGAUUACUGUGUGGGCGGUUGUCCGAUAGAUCCGGUAAUAAUAGCCGUAAUCGGAUAACGGAAACAUUGCACGAGUCUGAAUCCGAUUGGUCAUUCUCUCCCGGUGAAUCGAACCAUCAUCAAUCAACCGAGGAAAAAAAACAUCAUUGCUGUCGUCAUCGCCAGGGCCAGCUGCGAUCAACAGAAGAACACGUGGUUGUGUACCAAGAAAAAACACUCAAGAAAAUUAGCUUACUAAGAAGUGCUUGAAAAAAUUGUAAGUUCUUUUUUCAUUCUUUUUCACUUUUUCUUUUACUAUCUAUUUAUCUUUAUUUCGACCAUUGUUUGCUUCGUUCAUAUUUUAACAUUGGACACUCGUGUUCGUGUGAAGAAAUAUGAGUGAAGGCGGGGGGUUGAUCCCCUCAACUGAGGAUGACGAAGAUAGCGUCUAUGAGGAUGAGGAGCAUUUAGAGGAUUCGGUUGUUGCGGGUCCUUCUAAUGAUUUUCAUUCUCCAAUGGAUGAUAAUUCUGAGUCAUCCUCAGUUGAAAGUAAAGCAUCCCGACUCCGAGUUUACACAGAGAGCCCAACUUUCACUGGUCCUUGGGUGGUUUUCAUCCGGCCCAAAAAGAAUGGAAAGCAGUUGAAUGUGGUUCAGAUCACAAGAGAUCUGGCAAGGUGGUCCUCCGUAACCUGCAUUAAAAGGUGCGACCAAACAAAUUGCGAGUUGAAGUGACCAACCGGAAAGCCGAAAAUGAAAUCGCUGUCAGCAAUUUUAUAAACUUAGAGUACCACGUGUACAUUCCGUCUCGAGACGUAGAGAUCGAGGGCGUGAUUACAGAAAUGAGUUUGAAGGCAGAUUACGUGAAAUCCAACGGCGUUGGUAAGUUUAAGAGCCUCGAUUCGGCUUCGGUCGAAAUCUUGGAUUGCCGCCAACUCAGAACUGCCACCGUCGUAAAUGGAGUCAAAGGGUACUCACCUUCAGGCUCAUUUCGUGUGACCUUUGCGGGAACCGCCCUCCCUCAUUACGUCUUGAUUGACGGAAUUUUGAGGCUGCCUGUGCGACUCUUUGUUCCUCGCCCCAUGGAUUGCAAGAAUUGCAAUAAGUUGGGACACACUGCGUCGCACUGCUGUAACAAACCACGGUGUCCCAAAUGCGGGGAGAAUCAUGGGGCUGGAGCGUGCUCAGCAAUAGAGCAGAAAUGUGUCUAUUGCGGGGGCUCACCCCAUGAAAUCUCCUCGUGCGAGGCAUAUAAGAGUCGCUGGGAUAGCCAAAAGCGCUCUUUGAAGGAACGCUCAAAACGGUCUUAUGCCGCCAUUUUGAAGAGCGCGGCGCCUCCGAUCCAACCUCAUUCAAGUAACAUUUUUACUGCGCUGUCAGUUGUAGACAAUGUAGAAUCAGAUUCUACCGACGAAGAACACCCGGUCAUCUUUGUAGCCAACUCGCGAAAACGAUCAAAACCAGCACCGAAGACCCCCAAAAUUCCAGCAAAAAUCCCAACAUUUAGUCCCUCAAUUGGUAUUAAGCAAAAACCGACACCUAUAGUGAAAGAAAAACAAGUCCCUCCUGGAUUCCGUAUGAAUAUGACAUCUCAGAAUACUCCAAACAUUGCGGAAACUGCUAAGUCUUUCAUUCCUAACGUUAUUUCGCCAGAAUCAACAUCACAAUCUGGAAUUUUUAAAUUGUCCGACAUUUUAAAUGGGGUAUUUACUUUUUUUAACGUCUCGGAAUCGAUCAGGAGUAUUGUUACCUCUAUGCUCCCUGUAGUAAAGACAUUUUUGAAGCAAUUGAUGCAAACUUGGCCCCUUCUUUCAGCGUUUAUCUCUCUCGAUGGCUAAUUUAAGCCGAGAGGUCGGAGAUAUCACUGUGUUACAGUGGAAUUGUCGUAGCCUAAUCCCUAAACUGGAUCCGUUCAAAUUUCUUCUUCAUGAAACUAGUUGCGAUAUUUUUGCCCUUUCUGAAACAUGGCUUUCUUCUCAAUCAAACAUCUCAUUCCACGAAUUUAACAUCAUUCGUUUGGAUCGCAAUGAUUCUUAUGGAGGGGUGCUUUUAGGGAUCAAUAAGCGCCACUCUUUCUAUAGAAUCCACCUCCCUUUGUCAGGAGGAAUUGAAGCUGUUGCUUGUCAUACAACUAUAAGGGGUGUUAGAGUCGUUUUGACCCUACUUCCCUGCGCUAGCUCAACAGGGGAAAAUGUAUUGAUCCGGAGAAAUUUUACAACAAUAACAAUUUAAACUAUGAUUCUUGGGCGGACUUUUAAAACCUAUUUGAACUUUACAGAAACAAACAACAAGAAAGAAUAAUUUUGAAUUUUAGGGAAUGCACUUUAAAUUAAGACGCUACAAAUUGGAUGAAGAAAGACCAUACAUAAUUUUUAUUAAGAAAACUUUUCAAUUCACUUUUCUUUGUGAGUGUUCUUCAAUUUUAGGGGUUAAUGAACCAAGAGAAAAUGUGGUAAGAUUUUGGGGUUUAAUUUUGGUACUUGCGCAUUUAUUUUUCAAACUCGACGAACUCGUUGCGGCCGUUUCUCGGUGGUCGACUCGUUGGGGGACUACUGCAGGAACGACGUAACGGGAUCCGGAUGAAAACAGGAACAGGGCAGUUUCAGGAACAGGUCGGAUUGCACUUCGGGCAGUCCGAGCAACUACUCGGCCUGUUGGGCGUAGGCCUGUCGUUCACUACACGGUCCGGGGAGCUAUAGAGUUCGUGCACGAUAAAACCACGCGAGUGUCUCACGACUAUCGAGGGGCUUGUAACGGUUGGUCGGCACUGGAACUCCCAGAGGGAAUUCCCACCAGGUCUCACCACAGCCUAAAGUGCCCCUUGGGGGUUGUAACGUAGUCGGGGCACUGUCACUUGCACGACCUAAUGCACUCACGGGUCACCGGUGGUCUUUAACAAAGGGCUGAUGGUGAUUAUCGACACUGGGGGAAAACUAUUGUUCUGGGGCUCCCUUCACUAAGCCACCUCGACCGACCAGCUGGGGAAAAACGGCGUGAAGUCUUCCAACUGGCCGUUGAAUAAACUAUUCAGAUCACCACUGGAUCUACUAUAACGUGGGAAGGGGGUCAGAGCCACCCAAUUGCGGAUUAGAACGAUUGUCACGUUUUGUAAGUGACCGCGCAGUUGCUGCUCUACCUCGGACCGGAACUUGCAUAAAAAAGCCUCGCGUCUUGCGAGCUCCUUCUAUUUAUACCUUUUUUUGCCUCUCAUUUUAGCCCUGUUCCCAUUUCCCGUCGGUGAUGUUCUCGUCCCCUUCGAUGACAGCAACAUGACAGGAACAAUACAGGAACUGACAUAUAGAGGGCUGGUGUCUUAUUUUCUAACAUCUCUUUUUAUAGCGUGCAUUCCCGAACAAAUUAUACUAGACUAACAAAACUAAUUCCUAACAAAUAACUAACUAAAUAAAUAAUGAAUGAUUACGGCAAAAAUAAAUAAAUAAAUAAAUAAAUAAAUAAAUGAAUAAAUAACGAAAAAUUUAACAAAUAAAAAAAAAUAAACAAAAACUUAAUCCCUAAGUGACACCAGCCGAUUGCUAUUAAAAUUAGGACAAGACACCACACAAACAUGUAGAUAUCUUAUCCUAAUUUUAGACAUUUACGAACAAUAAUUUUAAUUUACAAUAUUUACAAAAUUUUCAUCCAAACUGGCCCAAAAAUCACAAUUUUUAUUGUAACCAUUAAAUGAAUGGUUACAGGGGUAAGGACUUAUAUGUUGUCAGUUUGUACUGGCCUCAGAGAGUUGCAGUGAACCAAAGCCACCUAGAGGACCUGUGCUCAGUGCUACCUGAACCAAGGUUGAUCCUGGGUGACUUUAAUUCACAUGGGACUGUGUGGGGGGAGCAAACUGACGAUAGUCGUUCUACUCUUAUCUAUGACAUUUGCGACAGUUUCAAUUUAACAGUUUUGAACACGGGUGAUAAAACACGGGUACCUAAACCUCCUGCUAGACAAAGUGCAAUUGACCUCUCACUCUGCUCAAAUUCACUAUCAUUGGAUUGCCAGUGGAAGGUAAUCCCUGAUCCCAAUGGUAGUGAUCACCUGCCUAUCAAAAUUACAAUCACCAAUGGGGUUAACGCUUCAAAUUCAACAAAUAUGGUAUAUGACCUCACAAGACACAUCGACUGGAAAAAGUACUCGGACGCAAUUGUUUCAGCCAUCCAUUCUGUGGAAGUGUUACCUCCGUUGGAGGAAUAUACCUUCCUUGCUUGCUUGAUCCAUGAUAGUGCAAUUAAAUCUCAAACGAAACCCAUCCCAGAUCCAUCUGUUCGCCGAAGGCCUCCCAAUCCAUGGUGGGACAGUCAGUGUACUAAACUUUACGUGGACAAAUCGAACGCUUUUAAAGUUUUUCGGAAACACGGAACCCUGGAUAACUUCAACGCGUAUUUUUCUCUUGAGCAGCAAUUUAAAAACUUGAUCAAGGGGAAAAAACGUGCGCAUUGGCGUAAUUUUGUGGGAGGUUUGUCGCGGGAAACAUCCUAAGCACUUUGUGGAAUGUGGCACGCAGCAUGCGUAAUCGUUCUCACACGAACGAAAGUGAAGAACAUUCGCAUAAAUGGAUUUUCAAUUUCGCACGGAAAAUCUGUCCAGAUUCCACACCAGUGCAAAAAAUCAUCCGAAGUGUGUCUCCGAACAGAUGCGAUCUGGAUUCCAGCUUUUCAAUGAUGGAACUCUCACUUGCUCUCCUCUCUUGUAACAAUUCAGCUCCGGGAGUUGAUAAAAUCAAAUUUAACUUGUUGAAAAACCUUCCGGAUGCCGCCAAAUUUCGCUUGUUGAAUUUAUUUAAUCAAUUCUUGGAGCAUAACAUUGUUCCCGAAGAUUGGAGACAAGUGAGAGUUAUUGCCAUCCAAAAGCCUGGGAAACCAGCUUCCGAUUUUAAUUCGUACCGUCCAAUAGCGAUGUUGUCUUGCAUUCGGAAAUUGAUGGAGAAAAUGAUUUUGUUCCGAUUGGAUAAAUGGGUGGAAACAAAUGGUCUCCUUUCAGAUACUCAAUUUGGGUUUCGAAGGGGCAAAGGGACAAAUGAUUGUCUUGCUUUGCUGUCUUCAGAGAUACAAAUGGCGUACGCAAAACGUGAGCAAAUGGCUUCAGUGUUUCUAGACAUAAAGGGAGCUUUUGAUGCAGUCUCAAUAGAGGUUUUGUCUGACAAGUUGCACUCCCGGGGUCUGCCUCCCCUAUUGAACAACAUCUUAUACAGCUUGCUUUGUGAGAAACAUCUGAACUUUGCUCACGGAGAUAUUUCAAUUAGAAGGACCUCUUAGGCCGAUGACAUAGUGAAUACGAUGCGAUGCGAUGCGGUGAAUGCGAUUCAAUGCGGUGAACCACAUUUGAUGAAAAUGUAUGUGAAUCGCUUAAACCUGACAUAGUCAACGCGGCGAAGCAGAUGUCAAUUUGUUCCGCCGCUCGAGUUCGCGUAGGCUGCGUCCGUAAAUUUUCCGCCAAUUCGCAUCGCAUCGCACUCACUAUGUCAUCGGCCUUACAUGGGCCUCCCGCAAGGUUCAUGUUUGAGUCCUCUUUUGUACAACUUUUACGUAAGUGACAUCGACAGUUGUAUCUCCGAAGGUUGCACACUAAGACAACUUGCAGAUGACGGCGUAGUGUCUGUCACAGGAUCUACUGAGUCUCAUCUGCACAGACCUUUACAAGAUACUUUAGACAGAUUGUCAACCUGGGCUUUGGGGCUUGGGAUUGAGUUUUCUCCACAGAAAACGGAGAUGGUUGUUUUCUCUAAGAAGCGUAGACCUGCUCAACCUAAGCUUCAUCUCCUAGGCAGAACGAUCACUCAAUCGAGGUGUUUUAAGUAUCUUGGGGUUUGGUUUGAUUCCAAAUGUACCUGGAGAGCCCACAUUGAGUAUCUGAAAGGAAAAUGCCAACAAAGAAUCAAUUUUCUCCGAUCAAUCACUGGCACUUGGUGGGGAGCUCACCCAGAAGAUCUUUUAAAAUUGUAUCGAACAACAAUUCUCUCAGUUAUGGAAUAUGGUAGCUUCUGUUUCCAGUCAGCUGCUAAAACUCAUCUCAUCAAACUCGAGCGUAUCCAAUAUCGUUGUCUCCGCAUCGCUUUGGGCUGUAUGCCUUCUACGCAUAAUAUGAGUCUUGAAGUUUUGGCAGGCAUACUCCCACUAAAAGAUCGAUUCAAUUUGUUAUCACUCCGGUUCCUCAUCAGGUGUGAGGUCAUGAACCCAUUGGUGACCGCAAAUUUUGAAAAACUUCUUGAGCAAAAUCUUCAAACCAGAUUUAUGUCUAUAUACCAUGUCUUCAUGUCCAUGCAGGUAAUCCUUCUUCAUAUUCUCCAACUCGUGUUUACAUCCCAGACUACGACAACUCUUCUGUCCAGUUUGAUUUGUCUAUGCAGCAAGAAAUUCGUGGAAUCCCUGAUUCACAUCGUCCACUUCUGAUUCCAAGAAUUUUCGAUGCUAAAUAUAGACACGUCGAUGCUGACAAAAUGUACUUUACAGAUGGGUCACUUAUAGAGGAAUCAACGGGAUUUGGAGUUUUUAACGAAAUAGCUACUGCCUCAUAUAACCUCCAUCCACCAUGCUCGGUAUACAUCGCAGAAUUAGGAGCCAUUUACUGGGCGUUGGACAGCGUCGUUUCAAGGCCAGUAGGACACUACUAUAUUAUAACGGACAGCCUCAGUUCUGUUCAAGCAAUCCGUUCAAUAAGACCAGGAAAGCACUCACCGUAUUUCCUCGGGAAGAUACGGGAAACUCUGAGUGCUUUAUCAAGACGUUGCUUUGCCAUCACCUUCGUUUGGGUCCCCUCACAUUGCUCGAUAUUGGGUAAUGAGAGGGCGGACUCUCUGGCAAAGGUGGGGGCGAUGGAAGGCGACACAUAUCACCGUGAAAUCGUCUUCGACGAAUUUUACUUCAUAGUUCGAAGGAACUCCCCAAGCAACCAAAAGUCGCGUUCUCACUUAAAGAUGGAACCCCGAAGUUCACAUUUGGCUGAGAAAAUGUUUUACGGGAAUUUCAGGUGACUCAUGUUACGUAGAAGUUAUUCAGGAACUUCUAUCGCCUUUUGAAAGGUUGAAAUAUCGUGACGGAACUUUUAAGCGCUUUUAAUGGAACUUCUUUAAAGAAGGUCGGUAGCGUUCGCUAAGCACUUUCUAAGAUAACUUCAGGUGUUCCAAGGAACUUAUUUGGGAAAUCUAAGAUACUUCUAGGUAUUUAAAGGAACUUAUUAGGGAAUUCUAAGCGACAUGUCAAAUAUGUCUGUCAAUUUUAUGUCAUGGUAUUUGUUUUGUUUAUAUCAGUACUCAUGUUUAGAAUGGAGUUCAACGCAAAAUGAAAAAAAAAUGUCUGAGGUUGAAACAAAUAUUUAAAGAAUUUUCCGGAUUUUUAACAUUGAAGUUUUUAUAU
Molecule: messenger RNA, 9879 nt
Organism: Uranotaenia lowii
Lineage: Eukaryota; Metazoa; Arthropoda; Insecta; Diptera; Culicidae
Exons: 4
Coding region: 3370-4365 (331 amino acids)
Source: RefSeq, a predicted model, not a curated record